Ipomoea triloba (trilobed morning glory) is the source of this 2167-nucleotide messenger RNA. RefSeq names its product succinate dehydrogenase [ubiquinone] flavoprotein subunit, mitochondrial-like. Bases 1 to 1890 code for a protein of 629 amino acids. Gene Ontology annotation, molecular function: succinate dehydrogenase (quinone) activity; flavin adenine dinucleotide binding; electron transfer activity. The transcript is spliced from 16 exons. The record is from RefSeq and is a predicted model, not a curated record. Gene Ontology annotation, biological process: mitochondrial electron transport, succinate to ubiquinone; tricarboxylic acid cycle. NCBI's taxonomy places the organism in Eukaryota, Viridiplantae, Streptophyta, Magnoliopsida, Solanales, Convolvulaceae.
AUGUGGCGCUGUGUGUCGCGUGGCCUGCGCAUUCCAUCCGACAGAUCAAUCGCCGGCAAUUCUCAUUUCCGGCGACUCUUCUCAUCUCAAACUAAUGUGGGCGGGUCUUCGUAUACAGUGGUUGAUCACACAUAUGAUGCUGUGGUGGUAGGUGCAGGAGGUGCAGGGCUUAGGGCGGCGAUAGGGUUGUCUGAGCAUGGAUUCAAUACAGCAUGCAUCACCAAGCUAUUUCCUACUCGUUCUCACACUGUUGCAGCUCAGGGUGGUAUAAAUGCUGCAUUAGGAAACAUGACUGAGGAUGAUUGGAGGUGGCACAUGUAUGAUACAGUUAAAGGAAGCGAUUGGCUAGGUGAUCAGGAUGCUAUUCAAUACAUGUGUAGGGAAGCACCAAAAGCAGUUAUAGAACUUGAGAAUUAUGGGCUGCCAUUCUCCCGAACAGAAGAUGGGAAAAUAUACCAACGUGCAUUUGGUGGUCAGAGUCUUAAUUUUGGAAAAGGUGGACAAGCAUAUCGUUGUGCAUGUGCUGCUGAUCGGACUGGUCAUGCUUUGUUGCAUACUUUGUAUGGCCAAGCUAUGAAACAUAAUACACAGUUCUUUGUGGAAUAUUUUGCAUUGGAUUUACUAAUGAAUAGUGAUGGAAGUUGCCAAGGUGUAAUUGCACUAAACAUGGAGGAUGGGACAUUACAUCGCUUCCGUGCUACUUCUACUAUUUUGGCCACUGGGGGUUACGGUAGAACAUAUUUCUCUGCAACCUCUGCUCAUACGUGCACAGGAGAUGGGAAUGCUAUGGUUGCACGCGCUGGGCUUCCUCUCCAGGAUCUUGAGUUUGUGCAAUUUCAUCCAACCGGUAUAUAUGGAGCUGGUUGUCUCAUCACUGAAGGAUCUCGUGGUGAAGGUGGCAUUCUUAGGAAUAGUGAAGGUGAGCGAUUUAUGGAACGAUAUGCACCAACAGCAAAGGAUCUUGCCUCAAGGGAUGUCGUUUCAAGGUCUAUGACAAUGGAAAUCCGAGAAGGGCGUGGUGUAGGGCCACUAAAGGACCACAUCUACCUCCACUUGAACCACUUACCCCCAGAGGUACUCAAAGAAAGACUUCCUGGUAUUUCUGAAACUGCUGCCAUUUUUGCUGGUGUUGAUGUUACAAAGGAGCCAAUUCCUGUUUUGCCCACUGUGCAUUACAAUAUGGGUGGCAUUCCAACAAAUUACUAUGGAGAGGUGGUGACUAUUAAAGGUAAUGAUCCUGAUGCUGUUGUGCCUGGCCUCAUGGCUGCUGGAGAAGCAGCCUGUGCAUCAGUUCAUGGUGCCAAUCGGUUAGGUGCAAAUUCUCUUCUUGACAUUGUUGUUUUUGGCCGGGCAUGUGCUAAUAGGGUCGCAGAAAUCCAUAGACCAGGGGAACAACAAAAGCCUUUGGAGAAGGAUUCUGGAGAGAAGACUAUUGCAUGGUUGGACAAGCUUAGAAAUUCAAAUGGUUCAUUGCCCACAUCUAAGAUUCGGUUGAAUAUGCAAAGAGUAAUGCAAAACAAUGCUGCUGUCUUCCGAACACAAGAGACUUUAGAAGAAGGUUGUCAGUUGAUUGACAAGACAUGGGACAGUUUCCAUGAUGUGAAGCUGAAGGAUCGAACUUUGAUCUGGAACUCAGACCUUAUAGAAACUAUUGAGUUGGAAAACCUGUUGAUUAAUGCAUGUAUUACAAUGCACUCUGCUGAAGCCAGAAAAGAAAGCAGAGGUGCACAUGCCCGUGAAGAUUUUACGAAAAGAGAUGAUGAGAAAUGGAUGAAACAUACAUUGGGAUAUUGGGAGAAUGAGAAAGUAAGGCUAGAAUACAGGCCUGUUCACAUGAAUACAUUGGAUGAUGAAAUUGAGUCAUUCCCACCGAAGGCGCGUGUGUAUUAGAUUAUUAGCAUAGCAUAGCUACAUGGAUAGUUGGUGGCUAACGAAAAUAAUCUCACCUCCUUAAGGUUUCAAUAACCAACUUAGGAGAUCUCGUAUUCUCAAAUUUUGGUAAUAAAUUAUUGCAGUCAUCUGCCUAUGAUACAUGCAAACAUGAAAUGUGCAGAAACUUUUAGUUUACUUUUGUUGUAUCUUCUUUAGGAAGGGGGGGAAUUUUUAAAAAUAUGUUCGUGUUUUUCAAUGUUAUUCAGUUAAUAAUCAAAUCAUUUGUAUUGCUCUA